AGCUGCUGCACAGACUCUCUGCAUCACAAAUCAAACAGAUCUCAGUGAGAGGAGGCUGAGCGAGCCACAGCAUCAUUUAAAAGAAGAUCUGACGGGUGUUCCGCCGAGCGCAGCGUACUGUCAUCUCUCAUUUCAGCUCCUAUCGCUCACAUCAGGGGAUCUGUACCUCCCACUUCUCCUGCAGAGACACGAUGAACCUCACCCUGCAGCUUACCGUGCUGGACUAGGACCAGAAAACACAGACGCUGCCUUGUGUCCUCGCCGCCUUGUGUCCUCGCCGCCUUGUGUCCUCGCCGCCUUGGGGUCCUCGCCGCCUUGUGUCCUCGUCGCCUCGUGUCAGUUAUCCUGCUUUGCUCGAGCAGGAGAACGAGCCCUGCCUUCAGAUUUCCUCAACAGUUAGCUUCGGCAGUCCGAUGACCACCAGCCCCAGCACCACCCAUCAGCCCGAUAAUAUGGAGGAACCCCAGCAGCCAGACCAGCCAAUCACCACGCAGCAGGAUGGAGAAGCUGCCCACACUGCUGUGACUUCUCAACCAACCAGCUCUGACCAACAGCCCCCACCCUCAACGACAGAUGCUCCCGAGGCCCAACAGACAGAGGACGGGAAGGGAAUGGACCACCUGACAGUAAUCAGCGAAAACACAGAGACCAGUAAUGGCGUCGCGCCUGUCAUGGCUGACUCGUCACCCAUAGCGCCCUCUGUGUCGCCCAAGCUGCAUGCAAAGCCAGCUGGCCAUGCUAAUGGCCGGCCCCGCUUGGGCAGCCGGUCUGGCUCGCUAGCGAUGGGCUCCCCCAGGCCCUCGCUCACCCGCCAGCCCAGCGCCAUCACAGAGGCCGCUGUGGAUGGGUCCAAGCCGAGGGACUACCUGAUCCUUGCCAUCUUAUCCUGCUUCUGCCCAUUGUGGCCCAUCAACAUCGUGGCCCUCACCUUCUCUGUGAUGUCCCGAAACAGUCUGCAGCAAGGCAACAUUGACGGUGCUCGCCGUUUGGGCCGUAACGCCAUGGUGCUGUCUGUUGUCUCCAUUUUAGGAGGGAUUGCCAUCAUCACAGCGGCCAUCGUCCUGAACUGGGGAUUGAUAUUAAAAUCUUGAUUCAAACCAACCGGCAUGGCGAGACUGACUUCAUGACAACAUCGAACCCGACACGACACCAUUUCCUCCCGUUCCUGAAGCACUAUCGUUGUCGAGCGCCUGCACCAGAUGUAAAACGAAUAAAAACCAGUUUCUGUUAUUUGCUGUUGUUUCUUGCUGCACGACAAGCAUGGUCUGCCUGACGCUCUACCUCUGACACGACCGACAAACCUAAACCUGACGCCUGACACCUGAUCUGGAGAAAAGGAUGGAUCACCAGAUGCUCAUUUCAUUCUGUGGUAGCAGCUUAUCUCCUCCUCAGACGCCACAAUUACAAGAGGAAAUGGACAUCCUGGGAAAUGGGAUUAUUCAGAUUCCUAAUGGUCUGUAAUGGUGCGAACUGGGGGACCUGGUUUGUUGCGUUUGAUGCCAAAAAUUUAGAAACGCAGUCUCAGCUGAACUGAAACGGGGAGAAGCUGCUGCAGUGAUAGUUUAACUCAAACUGAGGAUGAACUCUAAAAGUCUUUGAACUGUGACGGCAGAUAGGAGAGUGAUCUUUGUUUCAGCACAGAGAUGGACUUCCUCUGUUUCACUGUCUUUGUGAAAAAACCGGAGGCAUGAUUCUGAUGUUUACUCUGCAUAUUCAUGAUAAAUGUCCCCCGGAGCUGCUAUAACAUUCAUCAUGUUCCAUCCAAGGUUAUCAGAGACCGUGAACUGACCACAGGUGCUCAGACUGCUGGCUGUUAGCCGCACUCAUCUCACUGUAAGCGAUUCUGAGUCCCUUAGUAAUUAAUGAAUUCUUCUCCCUGACCACAGCCUUUGGCUCUAAGUGGACGUAAAGUGAUGGAAAGUUUCACAUUAUUCCUGAUGUUCUCCAGGACUUCUAUUAAUUUGGGUGGUUGAGGUUACUUUUGGACCGAGGGAUCUCCCUCUGAGUGCUCACAGCGUGUGAGAUGGAUCAAUUCUUCCUUUCUCUCCGGCCUUUCAGUGUCAGUCUUUUACUUUAGUCUAGCAUUCACAGCUGCUGCCCGCUUCCCUUUCUGUUAAGUGUUUUACUGCAGAUACAAGAAGAACUUCCUCAACAACUCCCUGUAUGAAGUUUUUUCUCAGUCUUCACUUAAUGGCCUAAAAUCAUAAUUCGGAAAUAUCUUUGUUUGCCAGUGUAACCCUCAUGUUGGUAACAACCUUGGAAGGAGUUUGUUCAUAGUUUUAGGAAGUGUUGGAUCAGGUACUCACCUCUUUGCUGUGACAGUGGAUGAACAUAGUUCUUAUAGCUACACAAGAACUGUGACAGCCGUGAUCUUUGAAUGGUGCAAGGUUAUAAGCUAGGCUUGUUUAGCAUAUGUCUGAAUUGCAGUGCUAACCUUAAACUUAGUUAGUUUGACCUGGUGGCUGUUAACCCUCUGACUUCUAUCUUUAAAUCUAACGCUAUCAGAAUAUGUAAUAUUCUUUUAAAUUAUUCUCUUUUAAACUAUUCUCCUGGCAGGGGACGAUAACAUAUUAAAACUAUUUACAUUUCUUCCCAAAAAGUCCUUUUGGCUUUUCUGAAAAACACGGAGUUAGGGUUACCGAUUAUGGCUUAAACUGGAGGUUCACUUUGUCUGGUUAUUGGAUAAAGUUGCAACAUUAGCAACAAGCAAUUUUUUUCUUGCAACCCAUUUAAGUUCAGCUCUGCAGGUGGAAUUUGUUCUAGCCAAGGCUCACGUGCUGAACUGUUACAUUAGUGAUAACAUGAAGAUGUUAGCUUUCAUGUGACGUUUUAUAUAUUCAUAUCUUUAGAAUUUUGAUUUUUGCGAGGCGUGAGGUUUUCUGUUUGGUUCUUCCAAACAGGCUCAAAUUCUAUAAAUGACAUGUGGAUGUUAAGAGGUGAAGCCCCGGCUUUACUGACCUUUAUGGGAAGCAAAUGUGAUUUUGACUCAUCUAUACCUUCCAUCAGCUGGCUCGUUACCGUUCCUGUUUGCAGUGCAAAUGCAAAAAAAGAGAAACGCUCCGGAGGACAUGUGGUUCUCAUGGGGACUCCUGAGUACUUAGAGUCUCCUGAAUGGUUUAACCCUCUGGGGUCCAGGGUAUAAUUGGCCGUUUUUGACUACUUUUGAUUUUACCUCUACAUUUCACCUUUAAAAACUGUUUAUCUUGCCUUCUUUGGUAUCAUUAUUUUCAGCACAAACUCUGAAAUUGGAGUUAUUUUUUCAUUUUGACAUACUAUAUUAGCACAAUUGAUCUAAACUCAGACAAAAAAUUCAAAAUCCGAGUAGAAAAAAAGUCAUAUUUUUUUACUGUAAAACCCACAAACUUGAAUCAUCAAACUUCAAUUGCAAAUAGAAAUUGUACAUUUCUAAAAAUUAUGCACAAGUUUUGCAAACAACAAAGUUAUAUGGUACUAUUUACCUAAAAAUGCAGCCAAGGCCUCAGGCGUUUUUUAUAUAACCAUUUAAAUCUAUUUACAGAACAAUCAGGUGUUCUGCAUCAAAUAAGAAGGUACACAAAUUAUUUGUGCCAGUCCAGUAGUUUCUGUCCACUAUGAGAUGAAGGAGAACACUACAGGCCUAAACCCUGCAGGUCUGACAACAGGAGGUGUAUCAGUCCUGUUUUCCAUGUGGAGACAGCAUUUAGACUUUGGAGCAAAUGUGACAUUCACUAUCGUAAUUGACACACAAAACAAAACAAUGACUACACUUCACACUAACUAUAGUCUCCAAACACACUAAACGUCACUAAUGUCGCACAUGUGAAAACUCGCGCUCUCUCUUUCUUUUGCUCGCCCGCUUUCUCUCGCGGGCGUCACUUCUAAAACGUCCCCCUCUCCCUAAACAACCAAAUGCCACAUGUUGCCAUAUCAUCUUUUGUUUGGUUGACAUGGCACAAUUCAAGACCAAUAGGGAAGGAAAGGGGUGUUUUUUCUUUUUCUUUUUCUUCCCGCUGUAAACACCACUGUUUUGUUCAGAAAAAAACAUCGCAUUCAUUUUUUAUCAUAACUCUGGUUUUAUGUGGCCUAUCCACACAAUUUAAAAACUGGUAUAUAGUUUGAAGUCCACCCUUUCGACCCCAGUUGAACUGGAGACUCUGGAUCGUUGCAUCUUGUAGCUAUGUUGUCUUAAAUUGGUCAUGUGAUUUUGACGCGCCGGCGCGUCCGUCAACCCCAGAGGGUUAAAAGGACCUGUUGUCUUAGAACCGAUAGCAAAGUUGCUAAUAAAGAGCUGAACGGAUGAGCGUUUUACAUGUUCAGGAUAAGCUGUUCACUAACAAGGGCCUAAAGGAGACUACACAGGUUCACGUACAUGUGACGCAGGAGCUUAAAGGUGGUGAAGUCAUGUGUUAAAGUCAUGUGACCAUGGUGUAGCUUGUUUAUAGCCCAUCAUUAGCAUUUUACUUCUUUUAAUUGCAGUUAUUCAUCAGGAGUCAUCAAUGUAAUUAGUUUGUAAGUCAGUCUGAGGGAUCUAUAAGAUCUAUAAGGUGCCUCCUUCUUUCUUACAAGCCUUUCAUUUUCCAAGUUAAACUAUGCUAAUGCUAAUACCCAAAUCUGGUUAGUGUGCAGCUGCGAAACAGCUUUGGCAUUAUCAAUCCAUCCAACAUUUACAGAUGUUUGUGAUGGAGUAUUACAAUUUACCUGAUGAUUCAUCGAAUCCACUGUAAACAAAGCCAGGAGGGACUGUCUGCAGCCAGACACUGUUUAGGAAACCUGAAAUCAUGAUUUUUAUUGCUGUUGAAAUGCGAUUCUGAUGCCACACACUCAUUUUUAGUUGUCAGGUGUAGCUGUGGUUAUGACAUGACCCCAUUUAGAGCACACUGGCUGUUUAACUGCUUGAGUUUUACACAGAAAACCUCUCAAAACGUUCAUUUUGUCCUCGUCCAGGCGGCGUUCUCUCAGCUUGCCGAGCCUCAGCGUGACGCUGUGCCAAAUACCAGAGAGUGCACGUCAAUCAGCACAGGACCGCUUUCUCUUUUAGCCUCUCUGUGUGGAAAUGUGUGCGUGCUAACAGAAAUUUUGGGGGUUCUUUGAGGAUAUAAGCUGUUGUUGUGGAACUAAAUCAGCCCUUCAUCUCUUAUAACCUGUGCAUGCUUGGAGUAUUUAUUACUGAAUGCUUUUAUACAGACUGUAGCCUCAGUUAGCAGGCGAGCUAACUGAGUAGCACUAUGUAAAUAAACAGUAUGGGAUGUUAAUUGGAAGGUAACCCAUCAGCCGGUCUAGGUUUGUCACUGAGACGUAACUGCAGUCACCUCGGUGCCAAAAACGCACUGCAGGUCUUUAAGGAGAUCAGGUGACACGUUUGGACUGAGAGCCAAUCAGAGUGUACAGGUAAGGUCAGGUGAGGUCAGGCUCAGAGGUGGGGGAGGAAAGGAGGGUCUUGUAGUGCUGCGUUCAUGUCAUAUUUCACAAAUGUUAGUGGUCGCAUCAUCGACUGCGUCACUGCAGAGGUGGUCGUUUAAGGAUUAGAUGUAUGUUUGUCGACAGCGUCACAACAUUUGUUAAAUGUAGAAUUUUAUUCAGCGCGGGUUUCAUUGUCCUUAUUUUCACAAAAAAAAUCAGAAACGUGUCGUAAACCAACAAAAAUACUUCCAGUAUGACAUGAAUGCAGCACGAGGUCCCCUCCAUCCCAUUCACACCUUCACUCCGCCCACUCCUGUUCUGUAUGUAGCAUGCCUGUUUACUAAUCACAUUAUGCAAAAAAAAUAAAUUGUAAACUAAAAAGGAAAAAAAAAGGCCUGGCUCGUUAUCAGUAUGAAUGCUAGCUUUGCUGAUUUCUGCUGUGGUGGUGUACUCUUACACGGUUUCAUACGGACUUUGCUUGCGCUACCUCUGAAAGCUGCCUACCAUGUUUUAUUAACCAACCGCACAUCACACGGUGUCACCAAUUUCUAAGUGACUGUUAAAUCUUUGUGCUUCUGUUCCUGUGAGAGUUUCACUGCAGCCAUUGUAAUUAUGAUAUCUACAUGCAGGGUUUUGAUUGUGAACAUAUUUCCACAAAUCUAUACGUUUCUUCAUUUGUCCAGCCGGCACAACUCGUGUAAAUAGAAAAAUCUCUACAACAUACAUUUAAACAGGACACUGUGUUAUAAGAAUCAAGCUGUCUUACACUGAGAAAUGAAAAGCUCUGAGGAAGAUUUUGGUAACCAGCAUUUAUCAUCUUUAAAGAAACAAUUAGUAAAAUAGUCUUAUUUUCUAAUUUAGAAAAAAAAUUUUUUAAGAAGAUGCCAUACUAGCUGUUUUAGGUUCAUCUUUUUGAAAUCUUUCUUAUGCCUCCUCCGGCUAAAACCCACUGUCUUCUGAUUGGCCAGAUUCUGGAAGCCUGCUGAGGGUCAGCAGCAAGAGUUUGUAAGCCACACUCGCCUUACUUUGGGGGUGUUUUGUGGCUGUGCCCAGCACGAUGUCAUAAUAUAAUAAAUGUAAAAGUUUUCAGGUAAUAUUUGAUGACAUGAAUGACCCCAAAGUUCAAACCCUGAAAACAAUCCAGUAAAAGAUGAGCUCAGAACAUCUGAAAUGUGCCUUAAAUUCUGUGCUUUUAGUUGCAAUCCCAUGAUAUCGUAACAUAAAUAAAUUUAAAUAAAAGUCAACACAAUGUUGAAAACAUCCUUAAGCAUAUGUUUGACUUGUUUUUGGAAAACUUGGCCAUGAUUAAUAUGAACUUCUAAUUCCUUAACAUUAUAAAUUUACAGAAAAUGAGUCCGCAGUGAGUAGAUAGCUAGGUUCUUCAGUCGGGAAGCUAACAUUUUAUUUGACAAUGCAAAGUGUGGGAGGCUGGCAUGCUAGCUAACAAAUCUAGAUACUAAAGAAUGCUUGAAAAUAUCUAAAUUUGCUUUUCAUUUAGAAAAUUUGUGACUUGUUUGAAAUUUACUUAAAUAAAUGUUUCUAAAAUACUUCUGGAUUUGCCUAGCUUAGCACAAAAGCUUUGCAUGCUUUAUAUGAAACCACAAUGAUGUUUAAUAUGAUCAUGUGACUCUGUGACAAUAUAUACUGACAGAAAAUAACUCUUACUAUGAACAGACAGAGAAUUGUUCUUCAGUCGGGUUUUUAGGCACAAUGUUUAAUUAAAUACAAGGAAGCUAACACUCGCAUUCCUAGCUAAAUAGCUAAUCCUGACACGAAACUAUAAUGUGUGAAAAUAUUUAAAUCUAACUGCUUCGUGGUGACGGUGUCUGGUUCUUCAUAGAGAAAUGAUCUGAAUUGUUUUAAAUAAAAUGAUGCAGAAUAUGAUUAGCUUAGCACAAAAUCUAAAAAUCAGCAGCAGCGGUUAGCUAGAAAUCUACUUUCCAACAGGAAAAAGUAAAAAAAUUAAAUUUGCAUGUUUACCACUGAAAUUUUAUUAAUGCUCAUUUUUUUUAAACAAUCUUAUUCAAAGUAAAUAAAAUCACAUUUAAUACGGUUAUGCUAAUUUUGAACCAGUACCAGUGUGGCUGUACUGUAUGUUCUGUUAUGUUUAGCUAAUUAUUUCUAUGUCAUAAUUUACAUAUCAAUGGUCAUAAAAUUGGGUUACAUUUUUUCCAAAAUACCUGAAAGACUUUUAUCAUUUUGUCAUUUAAAUACUGAAAAGUUUCCCAAGAGCUUCUCAUUUUGAACACACACCUGUACAUGCUGUAUAGAAGCUGCAGUUAGUGACGGUCCGUUCAUUUGAUGCCUACUUUAACUCUUUAUGUUACACCAGUUGUCAUUUUCAUUUCUUUUGUAAAUGCUCUUUGAACACCUGAUAACCUGAUCUUUGUAUUUUUAUAUUUCUAGUCUCAUCCUCUGAAUCUCUUUUGUAUUUACAUGGUAAUCUACUGUUUGUAUCGCUCAGUAUGACCUGCUUCCUGCUUUUUCUUUUUAAGACAAAGGAGAAACUGCAAGGCGGGGAAGGUGUAAGCAUGACUAUACCAACUUCAUUAUGUCCUCUUAUUAUUGAUUGCUGUGUCCUGACACCGGACUCUCGUUGUGCCUGUGCAUGCCUUAAAUUGAUUGCUUUAUGGAGCAUAAUGAAUGAGUAUGGUUGUACACAAAACAUUUAUCAAAGACACGUUGAUCUUGACUUCUGAUGUUGAAUAUUUGAUCAUGUUUGAAGGCAAUAAAG
Pelmatolapia mariae (spotted tilapia) is the source of this 8113-nucleotide messenger RNA. Its product is annotated as proline-rich transmembrane protein 2. Bases 414 to 1091 code for a protein of 225 amino acids. Lineage: Eukaryota; Metazoa; Chordata; Actinopteri; Cichliformes; Cichlidae. The record is from RefSeq and is a predicted model, not a curated record. The transcript has 6 exons. Gene Ontology annotation, cellular component: membrane.